This is a messenger RNA of Hippocampus comes (tiger tail seahorse), 6074 nucleotides long. It is a transcript of the gene crtc3, whose product is annotated as CREB regulated transcription coactivator 3. Gene Ontology annotation, biological process: protein homotetramerization; positive regulation of transcription by RNA polymerase II. The record is from RefSeq and is a predicted model, not a curated record. The coding region runs from base 1823 to 3751 and encodes 642 amino acids. NCBI's taxonomy places the organism in Eukaryota, Metazoa, Chordata, Actinopteri, Syngnathiformes, Syngnathidae. Gene Ontology annotation, cellular component: nucleus; cytoplasm. Gene Ontology annotation, molecular function: cAMP response element binding protein binding. The transcript is spliced from 16 exons.
GUUUUUAUAGACCAUAUUGAACUGGAAGAUGUGCAGUCUUACAUUCAGAAGAUCCAGUAGAUGUCAUUCUAUAAUGUCUCUUGUUUUACAUAUAUGAAUAUCUGAGGGAUCAAGUUGCCUUUCAUUCCACUUUGACUUUAUAUGACAGAAUGUCAGUAUUUAGUGUUAUUUAAUGCAGUCCCGAUGAGAGGCGAAUGCUCUUUGGCAAUACAGUUCAUUAUAUUUUAUGUGCCUCGUUUUAAAAUAACGAUCGUUAUUAUUAUGUAAUGUCGCCCCCACCCCCUCCGCCCCAAUCUGACGUUUGUUUUGCAGACUGUUUUGAAUGCAAGUCUGUUUUAAAAAGCUAUAGUAGUGCUUGAGAGUUCAGUAUUGAAUCACUUUGUACAGUGUUGUCAUUUUAAGUGCGGUGUACAGUUGUACCAUAAAAACAAUUUCACGCAAAUACUCAGAAUUUGCACACAAGUGAUGAUGACGUGAUUUACUUGUAAGGAACCAACAGUGUAUGUCCGUAAGAAUGAACAGUACGGUAUGUGAUGUCUUUGAAUAUGCCAAUGACGGUAAGUGUAAUUUACCUUUAUUUCAUUGCUUAACAGAAAAUGCUAUGCCGAAUUAACUUUGUCAGAAACAAGGCCAUAAACAUCGUGUUAUUAUUACAGAACUGCAGUGUGAACGUUUCUGUUGUCACCCAAAUGAUUUUCUAACGACGGCCUGCCGUUGUCGCCUCCGUGCGGUCUUCGGGAGAAUCGAUGGAAUUUAACAAGGCAAUGUUUUUCUCGCAUCAGAGACUGAGAGACUGGGGAUGACAAGACGUCGGGUCAGACCUGCUUAUUCAAGCCGUGUCAAUUGACGGUUGAUGUGGUGAAACAGAAUGCGGCAACCCGGCAGAAGAAUUGGGCUCAAUCUGUGUGGAGGAAAUGAGUAUUAACCUUCGGCGUCGCUUGUUUCUCUUCAUGGAGUCAUCGGGUCGGAGUUUGAGGUCUCUAACUGCUUCCCGUGGAUUAACGCAAAGAUCGACUUCACUGUAAUCUAAAUGUUAAAGUGAGAAUUUGUGGACUGUACCCCCGCUUCAAGUGCGUACAGUUGCGUGCGUAGACGAGUUUUUGCUUCCUUCGUGGUCAGAGAAACUCGACACUGAGUGAGUCUGGAUAAGACCAGCGGACACUUGUUGAAAUACAAUUUAGCGAGAAAAGCUUGGCUCCAUUGCUUGGGAACUGAGCUAACGUUGUUAGCAAGGUGUUUGCUAACGGGGCACUCUACUUUCUUUAGUAGAAGAACUAAAGAUCUUGAGCGAGGCUUGCACACAUACAUGUCUGCCAACUAUUUGCCGAAGUAUUGUCUCGACAAGUUGGCAAAGUUCUUUGGUGCAAGAUGGUCCGGACGGAUUUGACACCAGUUUAGCUAACCUAGCGACUAGCUGCAGCGCUUUUUCAAUCCGUUCACCUCCAUAUUAUGUUGUUAGCUUUGACAGCUACGUAAACGUCAAACUCCUCCAAGUGGCCGCUGACAAUGUGUCAAUAUGAAGUUCUGUUGUGUCAUUAACUUGGUUUUAUCGAAAUAUCCCUGUCAGAAUUUUUUUUUCAGUGAAAGUCAUCGACAUUGACUUGCAAACACUUAAUAUUUGCGAACACGCCAUAUAGAAAUUUAUUUAACCAUUUCUCCAUUAUUCAAACGUUGAUCCACAAGUAAUGUGUGCUCUUUUUAAAUGCAGACAUAUAUAUAUAUUUUUACUUUAUCCAAUGGAGUGCCCACUGAGAAACCUUGAAAAAUAGAUUCGAAGCACCGCUGCCGACUUCUCUCCCCAAGAAUCUGAAGUUGUAGAACAAUGUCCGGCUCUCCGGGCACAGGGGGCUCGAACCCCAGGAAGUUCAGUGAAAAGAUUGCCCUGCAUAACCAGAAGCAAGCAGAGGAGACGCGAGCCUUCGAGCAGCUGAUGACGGACCUCACGGUCUCAAGGGUGCAGUUCCAGAAGAUUCAGCAGCUUCGUUUGUCUCAAUCACGACCACAGUACUAUGGCGGCUCUUUGCCCAAUGUCAAUCAGAUUGGGAAUACAAGCUCUGAAUUUCAGGGAGGCUUUCCAUCAGCGUUGGAUUCUGUAAGAGGUACUCGCCACCACGGAUUAGUUGAGAGGGUCCACAGGGAACGCAACCGCAUCAACUCUCCCCAUCGCAGGCCCAUUGACAAGCAUGGACGGCAGAUAGAGAGUUCUCCAUAUGGAACCGUAUACCUGUCCCCACCUCCAGACAACAACUGGAGAAGGGAUCAUCCCCCAUGGAGUGAGGAAAAGCGGCCUGGCUUUAGAUUAAUAUCACAGCUCAACAGAACCAACUCAGACUCUGCUCUUCAUACAAGUGCGAUGAACCCAAACCCACAGGACCCCUUCAGCAUGAACCAGCAGAUGGGUCAUGGUCCCCCACAGCGCAAUGGUUGGCAUACAGCUAGUGUAAACGAGGCAGAGGUGGAUGGGUCUGGAGACAUCUUUUCUUUCCCUGCCCUACCUAAUGAGGAGGGUCUCAUAGGUGUCAGUAAACCCCUCCCCAAGCAGCUGUGGGAAGCCAAGAAGGUCCAGACUCUUGCAUCAAGGCCAAAAUCAUGUGAAGUGCCUGGGAUCAAUAUUUUCCCAUCUCCGGAGCCAAACCCUGGACUCUCCCACUACCAGGGCUCAUUAAAUACAGGAGGCUCCCUACCCGAUCUCACCAACCUACACUUCCCGUCCCCUCUUUCAACUCCCUUGGACCCAGAAGACAACGGCGGCUACCCCAAUCUCAGCGGAGGUAGCAGCACUGGGAAUUUGCCGGCUGCCAUGAUGCACCUUGGCAUUAGCAAUUCGCAGGGCCUCUCCUCUUCUCUGAGUAAUCCCACAAUUCAAGCUUCCCUCAACAACUGCCAGCUGCAGUCUUCCCUCAGCAAUCCCUCCAUAAAUUCCUCUCUGCGUCUUUCUGGUAACUCCCCUCGGCGAAGACCAGCACCCAUCAGCCCCCUCACCCUAUCUCCUGGUGCUGAGCAGCGUCGGGGUCUGUCGAAGCAGCUGUCUCCCACUAUGUCCCCGUCAUUGUCUCCCAUCACACAGGGAGUUGCUUUAGAUACCAGCAACAUGCCAAGGGAGCCACCUCCUCCCUAUCCACUCUACCAGCAAUCCCAGCAUGCAGUGGACCAGGCACAUCAGUGCCAGCAGCAGCAUCAGCCUGUUUCUACUCUGGACUUCAACCCAAGCCAACACAACAAUUUUGCACCGCUCUUCAGUGACUCAUUCAUGGAGCAACAGUUCUCCAGUCGCCACAACAAAACCCUCCCGUACCAGUCGGACCAGUUCAGUAUGUUGGAAAAUGCGAUGAACUCCACAGGGGGUGGCUCUUUCUUCGACCCUUCCCUGUCCUCUCUGUACUCCUCUCAGUCAGCCCUCGCAGGGCUGGGGGGCAGCCAUGGCAACCUGCAUGAGCCCAGGCACAUGGCUUCUAGCAUGCUGUACUCUAACUGCAGCGGAGGGCUGCCCAACAUCAUUCUUACUGGCAUGAACCAGUGGGCAUUGGUGCCAAAUCCCAUGACUGAUGAGUCCAACCCCAGUCUGUCAAAAGACAUCAGCGGUGUUCUCUCGACGGUGCCAGAGUGUUUCGACUCAGAGGGAGGCUUCCCGCUGGAAGAUGAGCUGCACAUAGAGCCCCUCAGCCUGGACGGUCUGAGCAUGCUCAGCGAUCCCGACAUGGUACUGCCAGACCCAUCUGUGGAGGAUACCUUCCGCAGUGACAGACUCUGAAUGGGACAUUUUUAUCACCCUUUCAUCAAUACACACACACACACACACACAUACACACACACAGUCACAUUUGCAGUAUAAAGAGCAAAGUGCAUGAAUCUGAAUAUGCAUGUGUUCGAUCGGGCGAUGGUGCAUGCAUUGACUGCCACUAAAAAUCAUGAAAUGUGAAUGAUGUGGACACAGUACACGCAGACAUGAACACACACACGCACACACAUGUUUUGAGGAAGUUGGAUGUUAAAGAAACCUGGUUUAUGCCUGCUCCAUGCAAAGGCAUCCUCACACUUGCUUCAGCUCAUGUUUGUCAUUUGUGGUCAUGGGAGUCAUCCUCUAGGCUGCCCUGCCCACUGGAAUCAAAAAGUCCUGAGCCAAACAUAUGAGCUGAUCUAUUGAGGAGUGUGGGCCAUCCUUCUGUCACCCUUCUCAGCUAACCCUCGUCGCCAUGACAGCAACGCUGCCAAGGUUACAUACCAUGGCAAUCCCAAGAACGAUGCCAACACCCAAUUGACUUUUUUUUUCACUGCUCCCGUAAGUGAGUGAAUGUCAGAUGAGAGGUUCUUUGCUGGAGCGGUGGCAUGUGACCGAGGUAAACAUCCGCUUCCCUCUAGCUGAAGUAUCAAACUGCUUCACGCUCUCGAACAAUCGUAUAAGGAAAAAGAAUAGGAGCAUCGGAGGUGUCAGUUGGAAUCGAGAACAGAUUCCUUCGGAGGUGUUUGCCACAGAGAUCGACUAAUAUACGAAGUUGCAAUUUUUGUAUGAUUCGAAUGUACUACAAAACAAAAAGGGCAAACUGUUUACAAAGAUAUUAUUUUGAGUACGUGUUACAAAAGAAUACAAAUGUUUGGAUUUAUAACUAAGAGCUCAAAUUCUCAUAUGUGCUGCAAAAAAAAAAAAAAAAAGGCUCAAUGUCCCCUCAGCAGGGACAUGUUGUAUGCAUCAAUUUUAAAAGAUGAAAAUAACAUUGACAUGUUUUUCUAUUAUUACUACAUCCGUGUAUUGUAUUUGAAGUUUUGUACCAACUUGUACUGGCGCUUGCACUGGGCUUCAAUGUUGUGAGAAAGGGCAUGCGCUGUACUGCUGUGCAUCACUUGGGACAAAGUGGCUGAGUGCAGACGACGCACGUGGACACGGGACAACAUGGAACAUUGCACUUCAUGUCUUUUGCACUGAUUGGCACAUGGAGUCUUAAUCCGCACGAAUGUUUUUUUUUUUUUUUUUUUUUAAUCACGACAACCCAAAGAAGUUGAAUGAAGCCAUGAUGAAGAAGAUGACACUUGUGUAAAUUAAUUUCAUGAGAAUUUAAUAGAUACUUUUGAAAUCAUUUCGGGCAUUGAGUGCCCCUGUUGCCUGUUUCACUGAAAGUCAGGGACUGCAAUUCAAAUAGCUAUAUUUUGAAUAUCGUUAACGGAAGGAUAGAGAGCAUUGUUCUGGUUUUGCUCUUUUAGCUAUGCAAUUGUUUUGUUUUCAACCCCUCGCCACCACCUGUUGAACAGGUGCUUCAUGUACGCUAUGCAGUGUAGCUAACCCUGCGGGUUUUUUUUUUUUUUUUAUGGGCAGUACAUAUUGUGAAGUCACAAUAUUACCUGUGUCCGGUGUCCACGGUGUUUCUCGGUCAGUCUGCUCUUGCGGGUUGUCACCAGAUGGAGAACUGGGGUGUUUCCAGUGCCAUUAGGAACGGCACGAAAUCGAGAGCUCCCUCUUUAAGGCACUGUUUGCAUUUUACUUUUCAGUCAGGUGAUGCCCGGCGACAGAAAGGUUUCACCUUAUGAUAUCAAAAAUGAAGGGGGUGUUGGAGUUUGUUUAUCAGAGUUUAUAUUUAGUUUGAGCUUAUAGACAUUUGUGCUGGCUAUGUUGUAAACACCAUUAGACAGUGGGAUCACUGCGAGUGAUGGAGCCACUUUUCUGUUUAUUUUUCCUUAUGUCUAAAUGCAUCUAAAGUGAAUUUAUGUCUGUCCCCCUCCCCGUUUCCGGGGUUCUCUCUUGCUGUCUCUCAAUGCCUACCUUCUGCUGCCUUAAAUGUGUAUUUGUACUUUUUAUAUUCCAGCUAGCCACCGCUUCUCUAUACUUGUAUCAGCUGCCUGUGGUUCUUUUCUGUCAAUUUAGUAUCCAUUUUUUUGGAGUGUGUCUUACUUUUUAGCCACAUAUGUACAGUUCUGUUAUUUAAAGAAAUGUCCACUCGUGUUACUACUUCUUUUGUCAUUUGAUCUGCGUCUUUAUGGUUCCUCACAUAAAAGUAAACUGUCUUGGUUUUUAAUAUGUGUUUAGUGCUUACCCUUUUGGUUUAAUAUAAACAAUAAAAGUCAUAACUGUACAUUAAGAUUGA